Trichoplusia ni (cabbage looper) is the source of this 1867-nucleotide messenger RNA. RefSeq names its product nucleolar protein 58 (gene nop5). Gene Ontology annotation, cellular component: box C/D methylation guide snoRNP complex; small-subunit processome. Lineage: Eukaryota; Metazoa; Arthropoda; Insecta; Lepidoptera; Noctuidae. Gene Ontology annotation, molecular function: snoRNA binding. Bases 146 to 1753 code for a protein of 535 amino acids. The record is from RefSeq and is a predicted model, not a curated record. The transcript is spliced from 5 exons.
UUAGUCACCUCUGUCAAACAGUCGCCGUAAAACUCCCGCGAUGCUCGAGUAGCGUCCCUUGUUUGUUUUAAAAUUAUCUAAUUCGGCAAAUACUUUAUAAAAUAAGUGAAAAACGCCACUAACAGUGAUAUUGUGAGUUUUCAAGAUGUUGGUUCUAUUCGAAACCUCGGCGGGGUACGCCAUAUUCAAGUUACUGGACGAGUCAAAGUUAUCACAGAUUGAUGACUUGUACCAAGAGUUCAACACUCCGGAGGGAGCUUCCUCAGUUGUCAAACUAAAGAACUUCAUCAAGUUCGAGGAUACCGCUGAGGCUCUGGCAGCCACUACAGCAGCUAUAGAAGGAAAAGUAUCUAAGCCCCUGAAAAAAGCUCUCAAAAAGUAUGUCAGCAAAGAGAUCCAAGACCAGCUCCUUGUUGGAGAUGCCAAGCUGGGCAGUGCCAUCAGAGAAAAGUUUGAUUUACAAUGUGUAUCAAACAACAAUGUGCAGGAGCUCCUCAGGUGCAUCCGCUCACAGAUGGACAGUCUCCUUGCUGGACUACCAAAGAAAGAAAUGACAGCGAUGGCCCUCGGUCUCGCUCACUCACUCUCACGAUACAAACUCAAGUUCUCUCCUGACAAAAUUGACACUAUGAUAGUCCAGGCCCAAUGCCUGCUUGAUGAUUUAGACAAAGAACUAAACAACUACAUCAUGAGGUGCCGAGAGUGGUACGGUUGGCAUUUUCCUGAGCUAGGCAAAAUUAUCACAGACAACACCUUGUUUGUCAAAAUAGUCAAAUUGAUUGGUACUAGAGACAAUGCUUCACAGACAGACUUAUCUGACAUUCUACCUGAAGAUUUAGAAGAAAAGGUUAAAGAGGCAGCUGAGAUCUCCAUGGGCACAGAGAUCUCCGAUGAUGACAUCUUGAAUAUACAGAACUUGUGUGAUGAGAUCAUCUCAAUAACAGACUAUAGGACACAUUUAACAGACUACCUCAAGGCAAGAAUGAUGGCAAUGGCACCGAAUCUCACUGUGCUAAUUGGAGAGCAUAUUGGAGCUAGGUUAAUUGCUCAUGCUGGUUCCUUGAUGAACCUGGCCAAACAUCCUGCCUCAACUGUGCAGAUCUUUGGUGCUGAGAAAGCCUUAUUCAGAGCUCUGAAGACGAAGAAAGAUACUCCCAAGUAUGGUUUAAUUUAUCACGCUCAGCUGGUCGGCCAGUGUAGUACCAAGAACAAGGGUAAGAUGUCCCGUAUGCUGGCUGCUAAGGCUGCCCUCGCGACGAGGGUGGACGCCUUCGGAGAAGACGUCAGCUUCGAACUGGGAGCAGAGCACAAAGUUAAGCUGGAGAACAGGUUGAGGUUGCUAGAAGAAGGAAACUUACGGCGAAUCAGUGGCACUGGCAAGGCGAAGGCUAAGUUUGAGAAGUACCACAGCAAAAGUGAGGUGUUCACGUACCCAGUGGCUGGCGACAGCACGCUCGGCCAGAAGCCCGUCAAGCGCGAGCACUCUCCGGACGAGGAGGACGGCGCCGUCGCCUCCAAGAAGAUCAAGCUCGAAGAUGGAGCUGAUAAUGGAACACCUAAAAAGAAGAAAAACAAAGAAGUUAAAGAAGAGCCAUCAGAAGAACCCGCCGAACCAGUAUCUGAGAAAAAGAAGAAGAAGAAAAAGAAGUCUGAGAGCCAGGAGGCCCCGGAGGAGUUAGAGCAGAGCGUGGAGGAACCCAAGAGCGAGAAGAAGAAGAAGAAGAAACGCCAGUCCCAGGCAGAGGAGGAAUAGAGACCUUGAGAAGUCGAGCCUUCUCCAGCCUGGUCGAGGCAAGUGGCAGUGCUUUAGUCAUAAGUGAAAAUGUGUUAUAACUAUGUUAUAAUAUAAGAUUUAUAUUCAUAGACC